This is a messenger RNA of Striga asiatica, 1470 nucleotides long. The record is from the annotation of a GenBank genome assembly. Lineage: Eukaryota; Viridiplantae; Streptophyta; Magnoliopsida; Lamiales; Orobanchaceae.
AUGGACAUUUCUUCCUUCUCGGUUGUCCAUCGACUUCAGCCCACCGCCGGCGUUGAUUCACACAGAACACGCAGCCGUCGCCGGACUGCCGUCUCCGUCGCCAUCGCGUCGCGCCGCAGUCCGCCGCUCAUAGCAUCGUCACCUUCAGCAGACGCGUCUCCUCGUCUUCCUCCGCCGCCGGCUCGCCGCCUCGUCUAUGUCAGUCGGAUCGACGCCUCGUCUCCGUCCACAAGAACAUAUCUUCGUCUCAGUCGUCACAGCGUCACAACGCCGUCAUCCACCGCCGUCCACUACCGCGUCGCUUCGUUUCCGUCAGCCGUCGUGGCGCCUCACCGCCGCGUCGCUUCGGUUCCGUCAGCCGUCAGCCGCCGUGUUGCCUCGCCACCAUCAGUCGCUGUCUUUGGUCGGAGGCUUAUGUUGAGACUAAUGGAUGUUUCAUGUGAUGUGAGAUUUUUUCUUUUUGAGGUUGGCAGUGAUGGCGAUGGUGUUACAGAUUUUAAACGUUCUAUCAGGGUUGUUCCAAUUGCUGAGUACGUUCAUGCUUCCUGGAUUAGGACUUUGAGGUUCAAAGUGCAAGUGUUUAUGGCAGGGAAAGAGAUAAAGAUAAGGAAAAGGACCCAGAGAGGGAUAGGGAGAGAGAUCUUGAGGGCAGUGUGUGUGUGUGAGAGAGAGAGAGAGAGAGGCAAAGAGAAGAGCAGAGAUAAAGAGAGGGAGAAGGAGUGGGAUAGGCAUAGAGACAAGGAGAUGGAAAAUAUUAAACAUAUAAGUAAUGAUGAAGGUGAGUGGGAGAAGGUUAAAAUGAGCAGUAAAGAUAAAGAUAAAGAACAAGGUGAGGACGAAGAUAUGAGUAGCCGUAAACAUAAGGAUGAGAUUUGCACAGCUAAGGUGCAUUUAGAUAAGUUUGAUGAUGAGAAUGCAUCCAUCAGGAAGCAAGAAAAGUCUAAGGUUGUGGCUACAUAUAUUGCCCUACAAGUUAGAUGUGGAAUGCCAAGGUUAGAAAUGGUAACGGACAAAGAGUUCUUCAGUCCAACGCUGAAAAAUGUUCUUACCUCCCUCACUUCACGUGAAAAGCCUACAACAAUUGCAUCUUCGGAAUCAACAGACAAAAAACGAAUCAGCUUCGACAAUCAACAAUCUUCCACCCCAGAAAGCAGCAUCCCAUUUACCCAUAUUCCUGAAUCAUCCACCCAACAAACUCAUCAAACCAAAAACUCCAAUAUCCCUUUAACGAUGCACGCCACCUUCAACCAAUCUCUCUUUUCACAUAACUUUCCUCUCGUCUUUCAUAGGCAGUCAUCAUCACGACGAAGGAGAAGCCCCACAACCGAGAUCCAGUUCUCGCCUCCUGAAGUCGACCGCAAGCUUGUAGAGAGAGGUGGUUCAACUUCGAGUUAUGGUGAUCGACGUCAGUCGUACGAAGAUGAGAUGAAUGUAAACAAACGAGUGAUGAGUGAUCGAGUACCGUCUUAA